GAUUUCUCUCUCUCGAGUCUAACACAGUAAAAAUGCAGGGACUGGCUAAAAUCCUGUUUCUCGGCUACUGAAAGCUUCUCCUCUGACUUCGUCGAGGGAGCGGGUCCUGUUGGAGCUCUGAGUGUUAGGAGGGGAACAGCUGGAUGGAAGGAGAAGGAGGGUGUAAAGGAAAUCCCAGUGCACUUGCGUCUGGGUCACUUCCCCCUCCGAGAGAAAAACACCAGUCUGAAAGCGGAGAUUGCUGCAGUUUAGUAGAGCGCCUGGAAGAGACACAUACAGACAUUAUGGGUCUGUCCACUGGUGACCAGGGAAAGGAAGCUCCACAGCCGGACAGUGCUGCUGUUGGCCUCAGAGCCGCUGAGCACAUCUCCAGCACUAAGCUGUGCGGCUAUCUCCACAAGCAGGGCGGCCCGCUCAAAGCCUGGAAGUACCGAUGGUUCACCUAUGAGGAAAAGAAGUGCCAGCUGUUCUACUAUCGCACAGCCCAGGACUUGAAUCCACUGGGCAAGGUGGAGUUGUGCAAUGCCACAUUCAGUUACCCACUGCAAGGAGAGGAGGGCACCUUUCACAUUCAGACACCAGAACGCAUAUUCAUACUUAAGGCUGCAAAUCGAGAUGCUAAAAUGUACUGGCUGCAGCAGCUGCAGUUGAGACGAUGGCAACACAGAGAUCAGCUGAGUGCAGACUCCUCCCUGCCCACCUCAGAGAACCUCAUGCAGAAUGGUCAGCAGCUCUUAGACACCUGCCCUGCAAACUUCCUGCCCACAGUGAUGAUUCCCCCAGGUCUGGUUGGGGAGGAAGCUGCUAAUCUACCGGUGCAAACCAACCCCCUCAAUGUCUCCAUCAAACACCCGCUCAUCGAGAUACAAAACUCAGUACAAAGCUUGCUUCUUCGUCGGACGUCUCAAGAUUUACGUCGGAGUGUAUUUUGGUUGGACUCUUUUACCACUGAUACCUCCAAAACAAACACCCCCAAUAUUCCCUCAUCCAACAUACCCACCAUUGCAGUCUCUCCAGCCCCAAUGUCACCCCAGAGCCCAGUUCAGUCUGCAGAGCCAGAAAGUGAGAGAGCACAUGAAGGCCUGCAGUACCCUGGUUGCUCGCUGUCUCUGCCCAAUGGGAAAAAGAAGAAAUGCAACUCAGCCACCAUGCCUGUAGACCGCAAAGAAGCAAGCAUCCUUGAACGUGCUUCCCGCCUCCAGCAGGAAAAACUGACUCUGGCUGAGGAGGUCAAAGCCCAGAAGGAGUUGGUAUGGCUGCUGCACAAAGCCCUGGAGGCGGCUCAGCUGGAGAAGCGUGCAUGCGCUCAGUUUCUGGCAGCAGAGGGUGAGCAAGAGCGUCUGGAGAUGCUGCGGCAUGGUGAGCGCUGCGCCGCUGACCUGCGGGACCAGCUGGAGCAGCUAAGGCGCGAGAAUGAUAGUCUACAGAGGAGCCUGAUCGAGCGGGAUGCACACGUGGCUGAGCUGCAGGACAGUGUAAAGCUCCUCAUGGAGAAGAACCAGGCCAAGCAGGAGGUCAUCCUCAAACUCUCUGAACAAGUGGCAGCAUGCAUAGCUGACCCGCGGCGCAAUAUUUCCACUGAGUGCAUCAGCACCCAAACCUUCAGACAACUCACACAGGAGCUGGACAGCCUCAAGGAUGACAUAGAAGCCUAUAAGACCCAGAACAAGUUCCUAAACUCUGAGAUCUAUCAGCUGACCAGACUGUGGCAGAACAGCUCAGAACAGGAGAAAAGUCUUAUGGUGAAGUGUGCUUAUCUGGAGGCCAGCAACUGUCAGAUGGAGAGUCGGUACCUGGGGGUCCUAAGAAAACUUCAGGAGAACAAAGAGCUGACUGCAGCGCAGAGAGACACUGUGAGGACACUGAUAGAGGAUGCACUGCAGGAAAACCUGAAAGAUGUUAUCAAAUUCAACAGUGUCAGGGAGUAUGAUGAGUAUGGCUUUAAGCUCGUCCCUGACUAUGAGGUGGAGGAGAUGAAGCUGCUGUCUAAAAUCCAGGCUCUGGAGAUACGCUCCAACAACCUGCUCAGCCAGGAUGUGGGGGACAGGUCGGUGCUGGCCCGCUGGACGCAGUACCUAGGCGGACGCUCCCCAGAUGAUCUCUCCUCGUCUCCGGAGCUGAAGGUCCUCCUGCGGUGGGGCAUCCCACGUGAGUACCGACGGCGAGUGUGGCGCUGGAUGGUGCGGACCGUGACCCGCUCACUCCAGGAGCGACACCCAAACCUCUUCCAGCAGCUGUGCGAGAAGAGCCGCAACACGCCACACCCAGCGUCCAGACAGAUCCAGCUGGACCUGCACCGCACACUGACCACCAACCAGCACUUCUGCUCCCCCUCCAGCCCGGCCUUGGAGCAGCUCCAUCGGGUCCUGCUCGCUUUCGCCUGGCAGAACCCCACCGUUGGCUACUGCCAGGGACUCAACAGGCUGGCUGCUCUCGCCUUGCUGGUGCUACAGAAUGAGGAAGACGCUUUCUGGUGCCUGGUGGCCAUAGUACAGUUUCUCAUGCCUCAGGACUACUACACCAAAACUUUACUGGGCUCUCAGGCUGAUCAGCGUGUGUUUAAGGAGUUUAUGGCAGAGAAGUUGCCACGGCUGGUUGCCCAUCUGGAGGAGCACAAUGUGGAUGUGUCCCUCAUCACCUUUAACUGGUUCAUGGUGGUGUUUGUGGAGAGUCUGCCCAGUGACAUUCUUCUUAAAGUCUGGGACGCCUUCAUCUUCGAAGGCACCAAGGUGAUAUUCCGUUAUGCACUUGCUCUUUUCAAAUACAAGGAGGACGACAUCUUAAAGAUCCAUGACAGUGUGGAAAUCUACCAGUACCUCCGUUUCUUCACCAAAACCGUCACCGACAGCAGGAAGUUGACCAGCAUAGCCUUUGAGGAUUUGAACCCAUUCCCGAUGAAGCUUUUGCGUAACCGGCGGACUUUGCACCUCCAGCGCCUGCAAGCUGAGCUCAGAGAGCUGGAGAAACUGCAGAAAGAGUAUGCCUCAGAGAGCACCCAGCGCAAGGACAAGGACCUAGACUUAAUCGCCAGUGAGGAUGAUGAUGAUGUAUAAAAAGUUACACUUAUGCAUGAGAGGGCUCAGGGCAGAGAUGAAGAUGCACGCACUCACACACCCACAGCCAACAACACAUGUCAUAAUGAGGAAACCGAAAGUGGGUUUUAUCAGUAGAGGGCAUUAGACUCUAUGAUGUGCAAUAUUUGGCACAGUAAAUGAGCUGGUACAGUCAACAAAUGUACUUAAUCUGCUUCCUCAUCCAAAAAACAAACAAACAAAAAUCCUCCCUGACUUUAAUCGUCCCUCUGGAAUCAUAAAACGUAUUUAUGUUCAAGGCUCUGAAGCUUUCCCUCAUUAAGAUUGCAAUACCAAAGAUUCUCCUGUUUUAAACACACAUCAUAAUAGGACACACACUGAAUGUCAUAAAUAAAAAAAAAAAAAGCUUUUAUACUUCAGCACUUAUAGUAAUUUUAUACUAAAGCAUUUAUGUUUGUAAUAAACAUUUUGUAAUAAAA
Messenger RNA from Pygocentrus nattereri (red-bellied piranha), 3511 nucleotides. It is a transcript of the gene tbc1d2, whose product is annotated as TBC1 domain family, member 2. The transcript is spliced from 14 exons. Bases 144 to 3053 code for a protein of 969 amino acids. NCBI's taxonomy places the organism in Eukaryota, Metazoa, Chordata, Actinopteri, Characiformes, Serrasalmidae. The record is from RefSeq and is a predicted model, not a curated record.